AUCCUUCAAAAACCAACUCCAGAACUAAAGCAUCAGUUGGCCUCUCUCUCCAAGCGGGUUGCUGGUGCUGUUACAGAGCUCAUCCAAUCAGCAGAAGCAAUGAAAGGGACAGAGUGGGUGGAUCCAGAAGACCCAACAGUCAUUGCAGAGACAGAGCUACUAGGAGCUGCAGCAUCAAUUGAGGCUGCAGCAAAGAAGUUAGAGCAGCUGAAACCAAGAGCCAAGCCAAAGCAAGCAGAUGAGACUCUGGAUUUCGAAGAACAGAUCCUGGAAGCAGCUAAAUCCAUUGCAGCUGCUACCAGUGCCCUCGUGAAGUCAGCUUCAGCAGCCCAGAGAGAACUGGUGGCACAGGGAAAGGUUGGAGCAAUCCCUGCAAAUGCAGCUGAUGAUGGACAGUGGUCUCAGGGACUUAUUUCUGCUGCGCGAAUGGUGGCAGCUGCAACCAGCAAUCUCUGUGAAGCAGCUAAUGCCUCAGUACAAGGCCACGCUAGCGAGGAGAAGCUCAUCUCAUCUGCCAAACAAGUGGCAGCUUCUACAGCACAGUUGCUUGUGGCUUGCAAAGUGAAGGCGGAUCAUGACUCUGAAGCCAUGAGGAGGCUACAG
This is a messenger RNA of Pelecanus crispus (Dalmatian pelican), 603 nucleotides long. Lineage: Eukaryota; Metazoa; Chordata; Aves; Pelecaniformes; Pelecanidae. The record is from RefSeq and is a predicted model, not a curated record.